Messenger RNA from Arachis duranensis, 1473 nucleotides. RefSeq lists its product as uncharacterized. NCBI's taxonomy places the organism in Eukaryota, Viridiplantae, Streptophyta, Magnoliopsida, Fabales, Fabaceae. Bases 363 to 1070 code for a protein of 235 amino acids. The transcript has 8 exons. The record is from RefSeq and is a predicted model, not a curated record.
AAUUUUUUUUUCAUUGGAGAGGAUCCACUCCUGCCUCACCCCCUUCCCCCAACACCCCCUACCAAUUCGUGAAUCACUCUGAAGUCUGAAGUGAACUCUGAAGCAAAGUUAAAUCCCCAAAUCAAAACCCUAGGUUCUCCCUACAACGUUUCUGCCGCAGUGCUGCCGCCGUCCGUGCUGUCAGCGCCGUCCGUGGCCAAGCCCUCUCUUGUAGCUCGGCGUCUUCCUUCCCCCUGUCCUCCGUCCGUCCUCCGUUCUCUGUUUUAGGGGUUUGGAGCAGCUCGCCGUGCGCCGCUCGUCGUCGUCCGUGUCUCCGUCGAAGUAUAUUAAAGGCAAAAUUUCCAAGGCGUAGAGCGAAGAAAAUGGUCAAACAAUCAACUCAAUUGAAGGAACUUAAAACCCAAACGCAGCAACCUCAAUUCAAGGAGCUUGAAAUCGAAGUGGAGCGUCAAAUCAGUGCAAUUAGGGUGGUUCGUGAUGUUGAGAUCGAGAGAUUGUUGAUGGAACUUCGUUUGGUUCGGUCGUGUUUCAGUGAGGAACAGCUCCGGAAGCCAAUGCUGCAGGUCUUCGAAGAAACCUUACCGAAUCUCUCAAUUGUGAAAGAUGGUGGGAAUGGGAAAUUCGAUGUGAAGUGGAAAGAGAGAGGGAGCAGAAUGUCCACGACCUGUGGUGGUGUAGGAAGAGAUUUGCACGCUUCUCUGUUCCAGAUGCUUUCAAUUGCUUUUCCUUCGGAAUGUCCUUCUUCGGUUCCUCAGUUUGGUGGUUUUGAAUACUCUAGCAAUACUGGGAGAACAGGAUUUGUUGGUGAUGAAAAUCUUCAUUUUAAGGACUUUGACUUGAUGCGACAUAAAAUUGGGGUUUUUGAGGAGCCAUGUGAAGCUCAGACUCUCACAAGUCAAGAAGGUCUUCAGACUCCCAAUGUGAGUAGUCAGCGCUUGUCUGUUGGGAUGACACCCAAAACCCUUAGACUGCCGAAACCUGGCGAGAUGCUUCUCUCUGUCCAUGGAUCACCUCUUGGUGUUUACAAGGAAAAUAACAUGGAAGCUAUAUAUGAGUCAGAAGAAGGUUAAAUGCCUGCUAAAGCUAUUAUGCGCACUGACAGUACCAUCCUCUUCAUCUCCUUAGAGGAUGGCCAUGUAAAUUUGGUGGCCCCUAGUUCAUCAUUUUUCAUUUAAUGUUCUACAGUUUUAGAUGAAUGCCAUUGACCAUUCUACAAAGUUGCUUAUACCAUAUAGUUUCAAAUUCAGUGUUGGUUUAUACUUGGGGAAGCAUAAUUGUUAGAUUAUUACAUAUUUACAUUGAGGUUCAGUUAUUUAGUCAGUAAUGAGAAUUAUUCUCCUAAAUAUGUAUGUUAGGAUUGGUUUCAUUCUGUUAAGAGUAGUACAAACUACUUAAAAUGAGUAUGUAAGUGAUAGCUAUGAUUGAUUGUAUUGGUCAACCUCAUUUUAAAUUUAUGCUUAGAUUUUUCUCCCA